Cladocopium goreaui is the source of this 486-nucleotide messenger RNA. NCBI's taxonomy places the organism in Eukaryota, Dinophyceae, Suessiales, Symbiodiniaceae. The record is from the annotation of a GenBank genome assembly.
AUGGCCGAGUCAUGGAGCAUCGAAGAGGAAAAGCAGCUGCAGGCCUUGAUGGCCAAGAAGGUGGUUGCAGUGAAUGAGAGCCGUGGAGCCGCUAUGAGCGAUGGCUCAAAGCGCCGGUAUGUGGAUGAGGAGUCUGUGGAUUCUAUGGAUAACCCAUGGAUUGAAGUGUCAGAGAAGAGCCACCUCAAGGUGGACUACACCAGUGUGGAGCUGGAUUUGCCAAUGGGCAUUACCAGCAUGGAGCAAUGGGGCCGCACGGUCAUCUCUUUCGGCAAAUAUGCCGAAGCCAAUGUGACCUACAAUGAAAUGUUGACAGCCCCGGAGUAUUCAGGAUACCGCAAGUGGUGCAAGAGCCACCUGACAACCCAUACUGCUGGCAAGGUCGCCAUGGACUUUGUCAAGUAUCGAGAUGCCUAUGAAAAGAAGUCCAACAAAGACUCUGGACUUCUGUUCCCAGGAACUGAGGUGGAGCGCCGCUUCAAGUGA